AUGGCCGACGGUCUUGGCGUGCUCUCUGAAUCCAUUGGUGGCUGUCUGGCGGCUGUAGCCGCCAGCGUGCAGUACAACAUCUGCAACACUCGCGCAUACGGUACGGACGCGACAUGUGCGGAUAACUGCUGCCGCUUCAACUGCGGUUGGAAACAGGGUCCAUUGCCCGUGGAAGACUACCCGAUCGCCAACUCGGAGGCGCAGCAAGGCGAUGCCAAGAAGGAAGAGUCUGAGGGUGGUGCCUUGCCAGCGUACACGGCCACGCCUCAGAUGUCGGCGUCUCCCCCAGCGGACGUCGCGCCGGCACCAGAAGCUAGCAAAGCUGCAGAAAUCAGCAACCCUGCAGAAGCCAGCAAAGCUACCGACGUCAAGACGCCAGAUCAGACAUCCUAG
Molecule: messenger RNA, 393 nt
Organism: Moesziomyces antarcticus
Lineage: Eukaryota; Fungi; Basidiomycota; Ustilaginomycetes; Ustilaginales; Ustilaginaceae
Exons: 2
Coding region: 1-393 (130 amino acids)
Source: RefSeq, a predicted model, not a curated record